AUGGUGAAGCCACAGCCGGAAUCCCCCACACGCGGCGAACCGAGCGGCGGUUCUUCCAAGUACAAGGGCGUCCGGAAGCGGAAAUGGGGGAAAUGGGUGUCCGAAAUCCGACUCCCCAACAGCCGCGAGCGGAUUUGGUUAGGCUCUUACGACUCGCCGGAGAAAGCCGCCCGGGCGUUCGACGCCGCGCAGUAUUGUCUGCGCGGCAGCGGAGUGAAACUCAACUUCCCCGACAACCCUCCGGAUAUGGCGGGAGCACGGUCUCUUAGCCCGCUCGAGAUCCAAGCCUUCGCGUCUAGGUAUGCCAACGAGUCCUCCUUCAAUGACAACAACAAUGUCGGGAUUACCAAUUCUAACCACCGCCGGUUUACGAAAUCGUCGACGAUGAUCUCGACGGCGUCGGCGAUCAUGCGUCGUUUCUUUGGAACUUCUAAAGGCAAAAAUAUCUCAUUUAGUCCUCCAUAUUUUUUUUUCUCAGAGUAUACAAUAGAAGUAGCUGGGUUAUCAGGAAUUUGGCGAAUUUUAAGUGCCACAUUCGUGAUUUCCCCUCAAGCUAUAUACGUGUCGGACAGCAACGGUGAAGCUAGGUUUUUCUUUUAA
This is a messenger RNA of Hibiscus syriacus, 600 nucleotides long. RefSeq names its product ethylene-responsive transcription factor ERF017-like. Gene Ontology annotation, biological process: regulation of DNA-templated transcription. The record is from RefSeq and is a predicted model, not a curated record. Gene Ontology annotation, molecular function: DNA-binding transcription factor activity; DNA binding. The transcript has a single exon. The coding region runs from base 1 to 600 and encodes 199 amino acids. NCBI's taxonomy places the organism in Eukaryota, Viridiplantae, Streptophyta, Magnoliopsida, Malvales, Malvaceae.